GGGAACAGUGAGACCAUCCACCAUGGGAGGACGCGGGCGCCCCAUGGCUCCCACUCAGAAUGUCCCUCCAUUUAGAACCUCGGUCCGCUCUAACCACUCAGGCCUUAUCCUCUCCCCUCGACUCUCCCCGCGACUCCCCCACCACUCUUCUCCCCAGUUGGGCCAACAUCCCCCCCUCAGCCACAGAGAGUCGGGGCGAUUGCCGCCCGGGAAGCCAGUAGGGCGCGGACGUCCUCUGAUGCAGAGGCAGUCUAUACGUGGUCCCAGCAUGCCCCCACCCUCACCUCAACCCUCCCUCAAACGCUACCCGCCUCCCUCCCCACACCUCUCACAUCCCACGUCCUUGCGCUCCUCACCCCUCCUCCCCCGCGCCCCGCCCCUCGAUCCUUAUGGACAGCAGGACUUUGACCAAUCAGCGUACAUGCCACCCAUACAGCAGCACAUUCCCCACUACGGUUCUAUGGAAGGGUAUGAAGAACCGGUCCCCCUGUCCUCCCCGAGGAUAGGCAACGCUUUACAGAACCAGGACUUACGCAGAGCAACAUUUGGAAGCCCGGCAACUCAGCGCCGUGGUUCCCCGUAUGGUUCCAUAGCAGCAGAGUAUGACUACCACUCCGAGCCUGGCCCAUCCCCCUUACUCCACAACGCCCUGCAGAACCCCAACAAAGGAAAUCCAUACGCAUCUGUUGCCCCCGACUACUACGGAGCACUGCAGAACCCAAAGAUGCGCCAGCAGAUGGGUCAGUACCGCGGAGCCCUCCCUCCACUCCACUCCCCCUAUGUACAGCCCCAACUAGACCCUCGGCCCUCCCCACUACUAGGAAAUGCCCUCCAGAAACACUCCCUACAACCUGGGUACCGCCUGCCACAAGGAACCCUCCAAUCGCCCUAUGGUUCUUUGGUGCCGUCCAACCCAAUGCUAGCCAGCGCUAUGCAGAACCAGUAUGUUAGAGCAGCUUCAUACACUCUGCCGAAUGGUAGCAUAAUCCAGGAUCCAGGGCAGCAACAGUUGCAGAUGUCCCCCAGCCUGGUGGCGGCACUGUCAAACCCAGAGCUGAGGUCUGCCUCAUACCAGCUCCCGGACGGCACCAUCGCCAUCAAACCGGUCGAAAACAAAUCUCCAAAUCUCACUGCAGCCUUAUCAAACCCAUACCUGAAGGCAGCGUCGUACACAUUACCAGAUGGAACCAUAAUCAUUGAUCCACACAAACCAGUUUCUCCAAACCUAGCAGCCGCGCUCAUGAAUCCGGCUCUGAAGGCGACGUCGUACACUCUCCCAAAUGGUACCAUCGCCAUCGAACCCCAGCAACAGAAAAAUCCAAACCUCUCUGCUGCAUUGUCGAACCCAUACAUUAAAUCAGCCUCGUACACUUUACCAGAUGGAACCAUUAUCAUUGACCCUAGGAAACCAGUGUCUCCAAGCCUUGGGCGCGCAAUGCAGAACCCAGCAAUGAUGAAUGCCUCCUACUCAUUACCAGAUGGAACCAUUAGAGACCCUAAUGCACAGAUCUCACCCAAACUCUCUGCUGCAAUAAACAACCCUUACCUAAAGUCCGCUUCCUACACCUUACCGGAUGGUUCUCUCAUUAUUGACCCGCGGAAGCCUCGGUCUCCAAACCUCAUGGCAGCUCUACAGAACCCAUACCUAAAGUCAGUGUCCUAUGAGCUCCCAGACGGUUCCAUCAUAAUCGACCCGCGAAAACCUGUCUCGCCCAACCUGUCCUCAGCAAUGCAGAACCCCGCACUAAGGAAUGCAAGCUACAUCCUGGAGGGAACUGAGAUCACCAACCCCAACGCUCCUAUUUCUCCAAACCUUUCGGCUGCAAUGAUGAACCCCCAUUUGAGAUCAGCGUCGUACACGCUACCAGAUGGUUCUAUGAUCAUUGACCCACGAAAACCCAGGACCCCGAACCUCAUGGCGGCAUUACAAAACCCAUAUCUGAAGUCAGUGUCCUACGAGCUGCCAGAUGGAAGCGUCAUCAUCGACCCUCGAAAGCCUCGUGGGCCGGACCUGUCGGGAGCACUGUCAGGUGCCAUGCAGCAGAACCAAGACCUGAUGAACCAGAGACGGUACCGGCUGGGUGACGGAUCCCUGGUCAUCCCUGGUCAGAAGCCCCGACUCGGAUCCGCCCUGAAGAACCAGAACAUGAGGACGGUGGACUAUCGCUUAGGUUACAGUGGGGUGUUGACUGCCCGGCCCACCAACCCCUUGCUGUCUGAGGCACUGGAAGACAAUCAGGAUCUCCUGAACCCACAUUUGUAUCGGCUCCAUGAACGUAAUCCACUGACGCGGAAGUUUGGAAACCCUUACUUGGAUGAGGCCUUACUGAAUUCCCAGCACCUCCGCUACGCAUCGUACAGAGUGCCUCCAGGGCUGCAGGGAGAGGACAACCGCUAUGCCGUGGUACCCCCGUACGGGCCGCGGUCGGGCCAUUGGGCACGGAACGCCCACUCUGGCCAGGAUGGGGACGAUGUCUGGGCUGCCGAGCGGGUUCUACCACACGGAACCAUGCAGAACCUCACCAAGUGGUCCAUGUACCGUGAGGUCAUGGACUCAGAGGGCAUCACUCCUGUGGCACCUAAAGAACUAAUGGGAACUGGGUUGCCAGACUGGAACCCUGAUAGAGAGGGAGAACUCACCAGUUGGUACGAGAAGAUCUACUCCAUCAGAUGCAUGCCUACACUGGGCCACAGGCUGAAGCCAUGGGUCUACGGCAUGGAGGACAUGACACAGAUGGAGGAACUGAAUGAGACCACAGUGCUGAUGAAUUUGAAGAAGCGUUAUGACCAGGAUUUAAUAUAUACAUAUAUAGGCAGUAUCCUGGUUUCAGUGAACCCUUAUCGGCUGCUGAACAUCUAUGGGACUGACAUGGUGCGUCAAUAUGAGGGCCAUGGCGUUGGAGACAACCCUCCUCACCUGUUUGCCAUCGCUAAUGUUUCCUACACCACCUUGAUGGAUGAUAAGCAUAACCAGUGCAUUAUUAUCAGUGGAGAGAGCGGCUCAGGGAAGACUGAAGCCACUAAAUUGGUCCUACGUUACUUGACAGCAAUUCAUCACAAACGCAAUAUAACACAACAGAUUGAGAUUCUGGAGGCCACACCACUGUUGGAAUCCUUUGGGAAUGCGAAAACAGUCUGGAAUGACAACUCUAGCCGCUUUGGAAAAUACGUUGAGAUUUUUCUGGAGGAGGGUGUGAUCAGUGGUGCCAUAACCUCCCUGUAUCUGUUGGAGAAGUCACGCAUUGUCUUUCAGGCCCAGUCAGAGAGGAACUAUCACAUCUUCUAUGAGCUCCUGGCUGGGUUGGAGCCACGGGACAAACGCUCUCUUUACCUGCAGGAAGCCGAGACAUACUUUUACCUCAACCAGGGUGGAGACUGUCUGAUUGAAGGGAAGGACGACAGUGCAGAUUUCAGGCGUGUGCAGAGUGCCAUGGACAUUCUGGGUUUUAGUCCUGAAGAGCAGAACGCCAUCUACAGACUGCUCUCCUCUGUUCUGCACCUGGGCAACGUAUUCUUCCAACCCUUCCAGAUGGAAGGACAGGAGGUGGCAUCAGUGGUCAGUGCUCAGGAGAUCAGAGUGGUGGCUGAACUCCUCCAGAUCUCACCUGAGGGCCUACAGAAGGCUAUCACACACAAAGUCACGGAUACAGUACGGGAGAAGAUCUACACCCCUCUGACAGUGGAGAGUGCAGUGGAUGCUAGAGACGCUGUUGCCAAGAUACUGUACUCACUGCUGUUUCAUUGGCUGACAGAGAAAAUAAAUGGGCGGGUCUAUCCUCGAAAUGAGGCCCUGUCCAUCUCAAUACUUGAUAUAUACGGCUUUGAGGAUCUGUUAUUCAACAGUUUUGAGCAGCUGUGUAUAAACUAUGCCAACGAGACACUUCAGUUCUACUUUAACAGGAUCGUCUUCAGAGAGGAGCAGGAAGAGUACAUCCGGGAGCAGAUCAGCUGGCAGGAGCUCCCUUUCAGUGACAACCAGACUGUCAUCAACCUCAUUGCCGCUAAGCCUCAUGGGAUACUGAGGAUCCUGGAUGAUCAGAGCGGGUUCCCUCAGGCCACAGACCACACCUUCCUCCAGAAGUGCCACUAUCACCACGGGAACAGUGAUCUAUACAUCCGGCCAAAGAUGCCCCUCCCAGAGUUCACCCUGAAACAUUACGCUGGGAAGGUCACCUACCAGGUACAUAAGUUCCUUCAUAAGAACUUUGACCUGGUACGUCAGGACGUGCUGGAGCUCUUCAGUGGGAGUAAGAACCGCACGGUUUCCAACCUGUUCCUGAAACACAGCGAGGGCCUUGCAUCUCAACAGCGCUCGGCUGCCAGGAGGGGCUCCACCGCCCGUCGCCUCAAUGCCAACACCGUCAGCGCCAAGUUCCAGAGUAGUCUGCAAGAGCUGGUGGAGAAGAUGGAGAGAUGUAAGCCAUAUUUUGUACGCUGCAUUAAGCCAAACCAGCACAAGGAAGCGGACCGAUUUGAUAUGGAGCUUGUCAAGACACAGCUACGCUACUCUGGUAUCAUGGAGACCAUACGGAUCAGGAAGGAGGGAUAUCCAAUCAGAAUGCCCUUCUAUCAAUUCCUGAACAGGUACAAGGCAUUGCUCUGUCUAAAGGAAGUACCUCUAGCAGAUGGGGACAGAUGUGUUGAGAUGCUGUUUAAGCUGUGUCCUAUCAAACCUGGAACAUACCAAGUAGGAGUUACUAAGAUCUUCUUGAAGGAGGAGCUCUACCAACUGCUGGAGGCGAAGCGUGAUCGUGUGUUACACGUGGCGGCCAUCACGUUGCAGCGCUACAUACACAUGUACUUCAUCAGGAAGAACUUCAAGGUCUUCAAAGCCACCAUGACCAAACUACAGAGCUACUGCAGGGGACACCUGGCCAGGAUGAGGUUUAAUCUGAGGAGGAAGUACCUGAUUAAGCUCCGUUCCGUUGUUCUGCUUUACGUCAACCGACGACGCUACAUAAAGGCAGAGAUUGAGCCAAUCAGGAGAGCUGAGGAGGAGUUAAGGAGGAUCGAAGAGGAGCGGGCCAACAGAGAGGUGGUGAAUGUUACAACUCUUCCCAUUCCUGCUGAACUGGGAGCCCUGCUGCAAGCCACUGCAGGUGGCAGGGAGAUGCACGCUGAGUGUCUAGCUCUGGUCCAGGCCCCCACAGUGCAGGUGGACCCACAACUCACCCUGCCGCUGGACAUCAACAACUACCUCAUGACACACUACAUACGGGCCAUCUUCAGGGAGCCGCUGUUUGGAAUGUUAUUUGCUCCACUGGACAAGUCUCUGACCAGGCUGGACGAGGAGCUGACACAACCAGCGCUGGAUGUCUUCAUACUGAUCCUGAGGUUUAUGGGGGAUCCUGACCUAAACGGAGCUCAAGAGAACCUGUUUGGAAACUAUAUAAUUCAGAGAGGAUUGGCCAAUCAGGGUCUCCGAGAUGAAAUCCUUGCGCAGGUAGCCAAUCAGGUGUGGCGGAACAUCAACCCUCAGAACUCAGAACGUGGUUGGCUCCUCCUCUCCGCCUGUCUCUCCGCCUUCCCUCCCUCACAGAGACUGGAGAAAUAUCUGCUGAAAUUUGUGUCAGACUAUGGUCCAGGAGGGUAUGAGUCUGUGUGUCAACACCGUCUGCUCCAAGCCAUGCAGCGCUCCUCGUUGGGUUCCCACGGCGCCCGAACCUAUCCUCCCUGUCUGCUAGAGUGGACCGCCGUCCGCAAGAGAGCACACACACUGCUCCAGAUACACUGCUUCGAUGGUGUGUCCUUCCUGUGUCCACUGCACUCAUGGACCACAGGAGAAGACCUGGCCAAAGAGAUCCUACAGCACAGGGGUGUGUCUGAAGGUGUGUGUGGCUGGUCUGUGUUGCUACGUGAACCAUUCCAGUGGGUGGAACUAGAGGGCAGCGACUAUGUGUUUGAUCUGAUCUCAGACCUGGAGUUACCAUCUGACUUCUCCAGACAGAAGAGCUACUUCAUCAUCUCAGCCCAGGACCCAUCCAGGGUCAGAACUAAUGCUAGCAUUAGCCUGUUGGGCAGUGGGUUUGGAGCAGAUGAUGUCCAGUAUAAACCGUCUGCCAUUCACAGUACCAACAGACACUCUGAUGGCGUCUAUGGACAAGCCCCAGAGCCCCAGAUAGACCACUACCUUGACAGUCUGUUUGACCCUGUCCUCUCCGAUGGCACCGGGGACUUGGAGAACCCUUCUGCUCUGUCCAACAGGAUGCGGGGGGGUGGUGGUGUUGGAGGGGAGAGAGGCAGAGGAGACCCCCAGCUUGGCUACAGCACUCCUCACUCCUUCACCAUGCCACCUCCUGGAGGGGUCAGGGUUUUGCCCAUGUCUCCUGUUGCCCCGUUGGCUCCGCGGGCUCCCCCAGCAGACCACUCCCAGAGUCAGGCCGUCAUGGCCCAGCAGCAACAGGCCAUCAUCAGUCAGCAGGCUGUCAUCAUGGCCCAGCAGAUGACGAUGCAGGCCAUGGCCUUAGUUACCUCCCCCAUGACCUCCCCGCCAACCUCCCCCCUCACUUCCCCGCCUAUGAGUCCACUCCUCACCCAUCCCUAUGGCCUACCUCCUAGCCCCUACGCUAACCUCCCUCCAAGUCCGUAUGCUAGUCCUCUACCACCAAGCCCAUACGCUAACGUACCUCCCAGUCCAUACGCUGCUGAGUACUACGCUAACCCCCAGGCCCACAGUCCCUACUCAGGCAUUCAAACCCUCCCUGCCUCCCCUGUGGCCAGUGAUCACACCGGCUCUGAGGUAGAGACGCAUCCAGCCAAGACCAUGAAGCCUGUACCCUCCACACCCCAGGCAGGCAGGCCCUCUGCUAAGGACAAUAUCCCCCGAAUGACGGCUCCUGCUGUGCCCAUCAAAAAAGAACCUGUUAGAAAGUUUGCCCCCGUGGUGACCAGUCCUCCACCCCCAGUUGGAGAGGUGGUGAAGUCCUCAGUACCUCAGGUGGACAUAAUCCCCAGCAGCAACAUCAAAGACAUCAUUCGACAGUAUGACUCUCCUCCUCCCCCACCUGAGGCCUUACCACCCGGAAGGAGGAGGCCAGAGGGGAGGUUUAUCAAGAAGCAGAGUCCUCGUGAUGAAGCUCUACAGAUCAUUAAACCUAAGAUCAUCAGUCCUCCUCCACCACAGCCCAAGCAUCCAGUUGGCCCCACCCCUUCUGCGGCAGCUCUGAAAGAGGCGGGGUUUAAACCAACCAAGAGUUCAAAGAAAAGAGCCCCUCACCGCCCUACGCCCCUCCCACCACCAGUGUCCAGGGAGCUGCCAGUGGAGAUGGAGAAUAUUCAGACCCAGCUCCACCACAGCCCCACAGAAGAACAUUACACCUACACCAAUGUCCCCUGGAAGAUCUACCUCAGGAAAGAGGUGUUCUACCCUAAGGACAGCUUUAACCAUCCAUUGGUGCUUGACCUCAUCUUCAAACAGAUAGUAAAUGACACUCUUUCUGAAGCAUGUGUCAGAAUCACCAGUCAAGAGAGGCUCAAGAUGAAGUCUGUGUUUGAGAAACACCAUAUAGACCAAAACAUGGACAGAGUGGAUGAGAGUGUGAAGAAGGCUGUUGUUACGGCAGCCAGGGAAUCCUGGGACAUCUAUUUCUCACGUCUGUUUCCUGCCUCUGGUAGUGUAGGUACAGGUGUCCAGGUCCUCUCUGUUUCUCACCGUGGCAUUAAGCUGCUGAAAACAGUGAAGAGUUCCUCUAAAGAGUCGGACUACUUCAGAGUGCUUCAACAUUACACUUAUGCGGACAUCCUGUUUGCGACCAUUCCGUCAGAGAACAUGCUGGAGUUCAACCUGACUAAUGAGAAGCUGAUCCUGUUCUCAGCCAAGGCUCCGCAGGUCAAACACAUAGUGGAUUAUUUCAUCACAGAGAUCAAGAAGGACUCUGAGUAUGUCAUUGCGGAACGCCACUUUGUGACAGAUGAACGUUCUCUGCUCAGCUUCCACAAAGGUGACAUCAUCAGACUGCAGAUCAUGGAUGGGUUGAAGAAAGGGUAUAGCUACGGGUGUGUAGUGAGGAAGAGAGUGAUGUUUCUAGAGGAGAUGAAGAGAGGCACAACAGACUUUGGUUGGAAGUUCGGGGCAGUGUGUGGACGUUCGGGGGCAUUCCCAUCAGAUUGUGUUCGUCCAAUCGCUGCUCCAGACUUCCUGUCUCUCCCGGCUGACCGCAGGGCGGAGCCUAGAGGAGGGGCAGGGCGAGUUGCUGUGACAUCAGCUAUGGCUGUUGCCGUGGCGUCCAGUGCAGCUGCACAUGAGAUAGAUCCAACUUUGGAGGAAGCAUUCGGUGAGUUCCUGGAGAUGGAAGAAAGCCUUCUACAGGACCCUCAGUAUGACAUGGUGGAGUUUGCCAAGAAGUACUUCAGACAGGCUGCCAAGGGUGACUCAGUCAAGUCCAAGAAGUCCAAAGACACCAGGGAUCCCUUUGAAAUGGUCAAGUUCUCCAAGACCCCCCUGUCUGAGUCUCUGAUAGAGUUUACUGAUACUGGGAUGAACAGAGUAGCUACGGACAUCUUCCUGUCGGUGAUGCGGUUUAUGGGAGACCAUCCGAUGAAGGGACUUACCGAACAGGAAGUAGUCAGCACCUUCCUCAAGCUGAUUGGAGAGUUUGGUUUAAUGAAGGAUGAAGCCUACUGUCAACUCCUCAAACAGAUUACAGGAAACACCAGCUCCAAACCGGACAGUUGUCAGCGUGGCUGGAGGCUCCUUUACAUCCUGACUGCAUUCCAUCGCUGCUCAGAGGUCAUGAAGCCCUUCCUGUUGAGGUUCCUACUGGACGCCUGCCGUAACCCGGGGCUACUGUUCCAAGGUAUUGCAAAAGCGUGUGAGCAGAACCUGAGGAAGACCUAUCAAUAUGGAGGCCGCGUUGUCGCCCCGGGCAACAUGGAACUCAAAGCUAUGCUGGCAGGGCGGAGCUCCAAGCGGCAGUUGUUCCUGCUUCCAGGAGGCAUUGAACGGCACCUGAAGGUCAAGACAUGCUCUGUGGCCCUGGACGUCAUUGAGGAGUUGUGUUAUGAAAUGGGCCUUCACAGAUUGGAGGCGGUUGAUGAAUACACUGUAUUCCUGGUCACCAACCGAGGGCAGAAUGUGCGUCCUCUCAUUAAAAGGGAGUAUGUCCUGGACGUUGCUACAGAGGCGGAGGCUGUCGACAGUUAUUACAGCUUGUGGUUCCGUAGGGUCGUGUGGACACAGCCACUUAAAUUUGACAAUGAGCUCUGUGUCACCAUGCAUUAUAACCAGGUUCUACCAGACUACCGUAAGGGUCUGAUGAACAUCCUGCCCAGAGGGAAAGUCUCUGAACAGCAGUUCCUUCAGAUCUCUAAACUCGCCGCUUUACAGCACAGAGCCAAAGAUAUCAUGUUCAUACCCAGCAUCCAUGAGCUGUCGGAGUACAUCCCUUCUCCUCUGUUUGGGAAACAGCCCCCCCAGGCGUGGGUCACCAUGGUAACACAGCACAUGCAGCAGGUCCAGAUCCUCAACCCACACCAGGCCAGAGCCCAGUUCCUGGGUCUGGUCAGUGCUUUCCCCAUGUUUGGCUCGUCAUUCUUCUACAUCCAGUCCAGCAGUAGUGGCUCAAUCUACGCUCCCUGCAUCCUGGCUGUCAAUCAACACGGACUGCACUUCCUCAACAAGGACACUCAUGAGCUACAGAGAGUGGUCCCUCUGACAGAGGUGCAGUCUACCCACACCCAGAGGCCCUCGGCAGGAGCCAGCUAUCCCUACGUCGACCUCACCCUUGGAGAUCUAAACGCACACAGAGUCACCCAGAUUCAGCUGGAGCAGGGUUUGGAGCUGUGUCGGGUCAUUGCCAUGCACGUGGAGAACAUGCUGUCUGUCCAGGAGAAGAGACUGACUCUGCCACCCAGCGAGAUCACUGUGCUAUAACUCACACACACACAUCCCCAGAUUCAGCUACCUUUGAUUGCAGGUGUGUGUGUGUAUAUGUGUCUGUCUUCUGUCUGGGGUGUUAUUACCUCUACUGAACUCUAGAGGGUGGUAAUAACACCCACUGUACUGUCCUGGGUGGUAAUAACACCUACUGUACUGUCCUGGGUUGUAAUAACACCCACUGUACUGUCCUGGGUGGUAAUAACACCCACUGUACUGUCCUGGGUGGUAAUAACACCCACUGUACUGUCCUGGGUGGUAAUAACACCUACUGUACUGUCCUGGGUUGUAAUAACACCCACUGUACUGUCCUGGGUGGUAAUAACACCCACUGUACUGUCCUGGGUGGUAAUAACACCCACUUUACUGUCCUGGGUGGUAAUAACACUUACUGUACUGUCCUGGGUGGUAAUAACACCAACUGUACUGUCCUGGGUGGUAAUAACACCCACUGUACUGUCCUGAGUGGUAAUAACACUUACUGUACUGUCCUGGGUGGUAAUAACACCCACUUUACUGUCCUGGGUGGUAAUAACACUUACUGUACUGUCCUGGGUGAUAAUAACACCCACUGUACUGUCCUGGGUGGUAAUAACACUUACUGUACAGUCCUGGGAGGUAAUAACACCCACUGUACUGUCCUGGGUGGUAAUAACACUUACUGUACAGUCCUGGGAGGUAAUAACACCCACUGUACUGUCCUGGGUUUUUAUAACACUUACUGUACUGUCCUGGGUGGUAAUAACACCCACAAAGCCAUGUUAAUGGUGUGGCCACAUAAAUUACUCUUUUUUUAAUCACAUAAACUGUUUAUAAAAUGUUUAAUCCAGUGUCCACAG
Messenger RNA from Esox lucius (northern pike), 10713 nucleotides. It is a transcript of the gene myo15ab, whose product is annotated as myosin XVAb. The transcript is spliced from 64 exons. Gene Ontology annotation, cellular component: myosin complex; cytoskeleton. Lineage: Eukaryota; Metazoa; Chordata; Actinopteri; Esociformes; Esocidae. The coding region runs from base 23 to 9871 and encodes 3282 amino acids. Gene Ontology annotation, molecular function: ATP binding; cytoskeletal motor activity; protein binding. The record is from RefSeq and is a predicted model, not a curated record.